Messenger RNA from Telopea speciosissima, 1150 nucleotides. RefSeq names its product UDP-N-acetylglucosamine transporter ROCK1. Bases 120 to 1103 code for a protein of 327 amino acids. Lineage: Eukaryota; Viridiplantae; Streptophyta; Magnoliopsida; Proteales; Proteaceae. The record is from RefSeq and is a predicted model, not a curated record. Gene Ontology annotation, cellular component: Golgi membrane. Gene Ontology annotation, molecular function: pyrimidine nucleotide-sugar transmembrane transporter activity. The transcript is spliced from 7 exons. Gene Ontology annotation, biological process: pyrimidine nucleotide-sugar transmembrane transport.
AUAUUCCUUCCCUCGCAUUUCUGUUGCUCUACGCUGCAAAGAAGUAACUUCCUUGGGAUAAGAAAGAGUACGUACCAGAAGAAGGCAAGAAACCCUAGCUUUAUCUCUGGUCGCCACUAAUGGCGACGGCCAAACCGAAAGGUCCGGCUUCCAAUUCUGAUAAGCCUGAUGGGAAGGUUUGGCUCUAUCUGGUUUUGCUCACACUGCAAUAUGGAGCUCAACCUUUGCUUUCGAAACGGUUUAUCAGGAGAGAAGUUAUUGUGACUUCAUCUGUUCUUGCAUGCGAGGCCGCAAAGGUUAUCGGUGCACUAAUUCUCCUAGCUAAAGAGGGCACUUUGUUGAGAAUGUACAAAGAAUGGACUUUGGUUGGUUCAUUGACGGCAUCUGGCCUUCCAGCUGCUAUCUACGCACUGCAGAAUAGUCUGUUGCAGAUUUCUUACAAGAAUCUUGAUUCCCUCACAUUCUCAAUGCUCAACCAGACAAAGCUAUUCUUCACAGCUUUCUUUACGUAUCUGAUAUUGAGGCAGAAGCAGUCAGUCCAACAACUUGGCGCUCUUUUCUUAUUGAUAGUUGCUGCUGUUCUCUUAAGCAUUGGUGAAGGCUCUAGCAGUGGAUCCAGUGGCAAUAACCAUGAUCAGAUUUUGUUUCAUGGAAUUGUCCCUGUCUUGGUUGCUUCUGUACUCUCAGGCCUAGCUUCAGCCCUUUGCCAGUGGGCUUCUCAGGUGAAGAAACACAUUUCAUACUUAAUGACCGUAGAAAUGUCAAUUAUUGGUAGUCUUUGUAUGUUGGCAAGUACCUACAAGUCUCCUGAUGGAGAAGCUAUCAGACGACAUGGGUUUUUUCAUGGCUGGACUCUAUUAACUCUGAUACCAGUUCUAUCCAAUGCUGUUGGUGGGAUCCUUGUUGGACUUGUUACAAGCCAUGCAGGUGGUGUCAAAAAGGGGUUUGUGAUUGUUUCGGCACUAUUAGUGACGGCCUUGCUCCAAUUUAUUUUUGAUGGAAAGCCUCCUUCACUGUACUGCCUUGUGUCUCUGCCACUUGUGAUUACUAGCAUUUCAAUUUACCAGAAAUAUCCUUUUAAGGUCAAGAGGAAGGAAGCUUAGAUGCUCAACCCUCUCCAUGUCAGGUUGGGAGUAUUAUUUUUUUCCUU